This is a messenger RNA of Planococcus citri (citrus mealybug), 2985 nucleotides long. RefSeq lists its product as uncharacterized. The record is from RefSeq and is a predicted model, not a curated record. Bases 268 to 2352 code for a protein of 694 amino acids. Lineage: Eukaryota; Metazoa; Arthropoda; Insecta; Hemiptera; Pseudococcidae. The transcript is spliced from 2 exons.
GUAACUAGACUUUUUAAAAGUAGGUGCAUAAAAUUCCUAGUUCGAAUAAUUACCUCGCUACCUAUAUAAAUUAUUGAUCAAUAAUUUGAAUUUUAUCUGCAGCAUGAUUUCAAAUCGGACUACUCUUCCAAACAUCAAUCAUAGUAAGAAAUAUACCUACCUACGAGUACGUUAACUUCAAACGAAUCAUUGAUUCAGUAUUUAUGCAAACUCAGCUCACACUAAUUCCUUACAAAUUAUUCUUGUAUACUUCUUUUUCAUCAAGAAAUGUAUCUAUACCAAAAAUUACUGCUCACCAUAAUAAUACCAGUACUCGUAGUUUCGAGCUUCGAUCACUUUCAAGAUGGUCAAGGACAAAAAGUUGAAGUUCCGCCAGAAGCAGAGGACUUCAAUGAAACAACUACAUCAGGUAAGGCAUAUCUCGAGACGUUUAUUGAAGCAGCACUGAACGAAAGAUUUGAAAAUGAAUCGAAUAAAUAUUGGUCGGUACAAGAAGCACGAAAAGUUAUAAUGAAAUAUGACGGCGAUUAUGAUCCUAGAUUUGCAAAAAUUAUUGAUCAACAAUCUUACACAUUUAGUAAUGGUACUUACAAUACGAUCACUCCUGAUACACAACAAAUCGUACGAGUAUACAAAUGGCGAACAAAUGUUGAGGAUUUCUCCUUCUGCUGCCAUUUUGCAGCCGAAGAUAUACGACGAACGAUAUCCAUCUUGGAUAAAAACCCAACUAUUGAAACACCUGCAGCAUUAACUAAUUUACGUAAUGCUGAAGAAUUCAUCUGGCUGGUGUUUGAAUUUUUGAACGAUACCAUACCAUACGACACAGCUUCUAAUGAAUAUAUCCAAAUGUCUAAAUGGAACCACAGCUGGAAUAACUGGUAUGGAUUAUCAAUCAAUUUUCCUAAUGUGCUGGCUUAUUAUAUGAUGGUUCCUUUUAAAGUACGCCAAAUAAAAUCUAGUGAAAUCCUCACCAAUAUACACAAAAUAAUUAAGACACCGUACAGAAGUUUAUCGGCUAAUCGUGAUGGCGCAAAUGCCAUAAGUAUGUUCGGACCAUGGCUCAUUGGGCAAAUCUAUACUUUCAAUUGUGAUGAAAAAGAAUUCAAGACAAAUAUACUCGAAAGAUCAGCGGUGUAUGAUAACAUUACAUCGGAUAUUAGUUUGCGUUACCGUCAAAAACACUUGGAGAAAGGACUUCAUCGCGAUGGAACAUAUAUAUCGCACGCAACUGUUCUUGGCUUUGGUUAUUUGAAAUUAUUAUCGUCGAGGAUUACCUUGUACGCGUACGCAUUUGACAAAACGUUGAAAUACGAGUAUACACCUCCACGGCAUUGGAAUCGAGCUGCGGCGCUGCUACUUCAUCAACACGUUGCUCGUGGCCCUCCUGGUAUACUCAAUCGAGGUAGUAGUUUCAUUUCUGAAACUAAUUCAGCAGCAUUGCUGGGUUGUAAAAUAAUGCCACUAGCUCGAAUUUUACGUGUCAAUGCGCACCAGUGCAGAUUCUUUGCGCGGGGUGUAACUGCUGGUCUUGGUUUCUUCGAGGCAGAUAAAAGUAGCGACUUGUAUUCUCAAUACUGGGUUCAAUCGCGCAUUCCAUACCAUGUGAAUUCCAGCAGCCGAAUUCCGGAAUUUAAAUACGCGUACGGUUUAAUAUUUUCCACAGAUCACGAAGAUUACAUCCAACUGAAAUCUCGAGCAACAACUACAGACAUUUACUAUCCCACCAAUGAUUCGUGGUGUUUGGUUGGGAGCUUUGGUUGGAACGCUGCGGAUAGGCAAGAGUUUCUGCGACAAAAUUAUUCGAUAAAUGAGUACGGCAAAUAUCGUGUCUACGAGUAUAUUCGUUAUGCGCAUCAUGUUGCAAAACAAGUAGUCAUAAAUUUAGAAAUUGAUAAUCGUCAAGGGGAUAAAGAAUUGCGUAUUCGAUAUAGUUUAGUCGAAGUAGAUCCUCAUGUGAUUGACGAUACUUAUAAGAAUAACUUGCGAGUGUUGAAAAUUCCAAUAGGGACUGUUGCACGUCUGCGGCAUAUUGUGAACUUGGAGAGUUGUAAGAUCAGUACGACGGUUCUUGACGAAAGUAAUAUGCCCAAACCAAUGUGGUCAGAUAUUGACACUAAACGGAAGAUUUUAUUUUCAUAUGAAUACCUGGACCGUAACGAUACGUGGAUUUUGAAUACAAAGGACAAUGUAGUAUCGUCGUCUGUUUCAGGCGUGUAUUCGUGUGCCGCUCCUUUGCCCGAUGAAUUGGAAGAAAAAUAUAUUCGUAAUAAUAAAUUUGUCUUUGAGGACCUCGAUCGAAACACAUAUAUAAGAGCUCCUGAAACUAGCCUCUCUUACAGAUCUCAAGAUUAAAAGAAAAGAUCAUUUUUUCUGAAAGCUUUAUAGCUCGAGCUCUCAGCUCAGAGGCGGCAGAAGGUGUAUGCCAGUUUUUUUGCGAUACGUCAAACUUCUUGCCAUGGGGCAGUUUUUUUCAAAAUAAAAAACUGUGUAAGUACAUGAGAUGGUAUCACAGAGCUCGUACUAAGUGACUGAUUAAACUUUUGGGUACCAACUUACUUUUCCAAAAUUUUAGAAUUAAAGUUGUCUACUUAUAUGUACCAGAGCUGUGAGUCCCUAAUGAUUUUGGGAUUGGGUUUUGGUUUUGGGAUCAAAAUUUAUUCAUUUUAGGAUUGGAUUUGUUUAGUUUGUUCUUCUAAAUUUUUAUUUUGGUUUCAGGAUUGGUUUCAGAAUUGAAAAAAUUGUUUUGGUUCCAGGAUGAAUUGGUUCCAGUUUUGGGAUUUUCAUUUCAACCAAUUUUAAGCCAAAAUUGACUAAUGAACCCUGCAAAGGGUCUAAAAAUGAGAGGUUUUGACAUGAGGAAUCUGAUGGUGUAAUUAGUUCAAUGUUUUAAAUGCAUAUUUUGCUCAAUUUGUCUAGGAAUUUCUAUUACAAUCUGAAUGAAUGAUGAUAAAAUCAUCAACCUUUUAGCUAUAUAGACGGCUACUC